Molecule: messenger RNA, 2084 nt
Organism: Amaranthus tricolor (Joseph's coat)
Lineage: Eukaryota; Viridiplantae; Streptophyta; Magnoliopsida; Caryophyllales; Amaranthaceae
Exons: 3
Coding region: 153-1910 (585 amino acids)
Biological process (GO): protein phosphorylation
Molecular function (GO): protein kinase activity; ATP binding
Source: RefSeq, a predicted model, not a curated record
CACCAUUUUUUCUCAUUUUAAUUAUUCUUUUCACCAAAAAAAAAAAAAAAACCCAACACUAAUCAAACUCACUCUCUUCUCCUCAACUCUAAAUCUCCAAUCCUGGAAACUCAACGGUAACUCCAUUCUCUCUCCUCGACAAUUCCGACGAAAUGGCGGCGGCAUUAGAAUGCUGGUCCAGCAAAACCACCAUUGAAGAAGAUACUGUUGAGCAAGUCUUAAUGCGGUCCAAUGACAGAUCGGAAGGUGGUCUUUUAGAACCUACUACAGCUGCUAAAGACCCAUCUUCUUCUGUGAUGCAAAAACGAUUCCAACGGUUGAGUCGGAACGUUUCCGAGGCUAUCAACUCAUUGAAGAACUCACUUAAUCUUGACUCGCCGCGUGAUCCUCCUCCUUCUAAAAUCGACGGUCAUCGUAAGAUUGUUUGGGGCAGUGUUGUUCGUAGUCUUACUCAGCUUUAUCCGGGCAGCCAACUGCCCGAAAAGCUUGUUUCUAAUAUUCGUAAACAUUAUGAUUCAAUGCCUUUAAGUUAUGCUCAAGCUGGAUUUGAUAUGAAAGAUGUAUUUGUGCACAUAAGAUUAAUAGAACAAUCAUGUAGUGAAGAUCAACCUGCUGUUAUAAUACAAGAAAUUUCUGAGGAUGAUUUUCAUGGGGUAGUUUAUAAGAUUACAUUUGCUUGUAAUUCUUCAAUUUCAUGGCCUGUGGUUUCGGGUGCAUUAGAGAAUGGAUCAAUGUGCUGUAAGAAAAUACAGAUCUUUGAGAGGAAAAAUUGUACAUUAGGAAUUCUUCAAGUUUUAGUGCAAAAUGGGCAAGAGAAGAAUUUUAAAAGUAGAAUGGAGAAUGUGUUGAAAUCGGCGUCUAAGAAGCCAAAGAUUAGUAAUAGGAAGCUUCCAUUUGGGCUUUGUGGGUGUCAAGAGGAGAAUGGGAGGAGAGAUUUUGGUGAGAUUGAGGAGGAUUUUGGGGAUCAGAGUUAUAGAAAUAGUGUUGAGCGUUCAAGUGAGAGGAUUGAGCUUUCGAUGCCUUUGUCGUGUUCUUCGAUAGUGGUAUCGGUUGAUGAAUGGCAGACUGUUACCGGAGGGGUUAAUGAGAUUGGGAAAUGGCUGUUGAAUUCCGAGAGUAUUGAUUUUGGUGAUCAGAUUGGAGUUAGCUCUUUUAAGGGGGUUUAUAAGGGUAAGAAAGUUUCGAUUGAAAAAUUGAAAGGGUGCGAUAAAGGGAAUGCAUACGAGUUUCAGCUUCGAAAAGAUUUGUUAGAGCUUAUGACUUGUGGGCAUAAGAAUUUAGUUCCGUUUUAUGGCGUAUGUGUGGAUGAAAUUCAUGGGCUUUGUGUUGUUACUAGAUUCAUGGAAGGGGGAUCAGUUCAUGAUUUGAUGUUAAAGCACAAGAAGCUUCAAAUUAAGGAUGUAAUGAGGAUUGCUGUAGAUGUUGCAGAGGCUAUAAAGUUUGUAAAUGAUCAUGGCGUUUCUUACCGAGAUUUGAAUACUCAGAGAAUCCUGUUGGACCGCCAGGGGAAUGCUUAUUUAGGGGACAUGGGAAUAGUCACUGCGUGCAAGAGCAUUGGCGAGGCUAUGGAGUAUGAGACUGAUGGUUACCGAUGGCUUGCUCCCGAGAUCAUUGCUGCUGAUCCUGAAAGUGUGAGUGAGACAUGGAUGAGUAACGUAUACAGUUUUGGGAUGAUAAUUUGGGAAAUGGUAACUGGUGAAGCUGCUUACUCUGCAUACUCACCAGUCCAGGCAGCGGUUGGUAUAGCUGCUUGUGGUCUUAGACCCGAAAUCCCUAAAGACUGCCCUCAAGUCUUGAAAUCUCUCAUGAUUAAGUGCUGGAACAAUUCCCCUUCAAAGCGGCCUCAAUUUUCCGAAAUUCUCUCUGUAUUACUACGGCCUAACAUCAGUAGUGUCAUAAACACCAGGUGAACACACUCGAAUCUUCUAUCAUAUAUAUAUAUAUAUAUAUAUUUAACUCGUAAAGUUAUUAGUCGGGAGAUUUCAUGUAAAAAAAAGCGCAUGCUUUGUCUAGUUAUAUCUCCUCAUGGAUGUAAUGCAACUUUGUAUUUCUCAAUGAUGAAUGAAAAUUAUAAUCUUGCUCUA